Motacilla alba alba is the source of this 2174-nucleotide messenger RNA. RefSeq names its product integrator complex subunit 11 (gene INTS11). NCBI's taxonomy places the organism in Eukaryota, Metazoa, Chordata, Aves, Passeriformes, Motacillidae. The record is from RefSeq and is a predicted model, not a curated record. The transcript is spliced from 18 exons. Gene Ontology annotation, biological process: snRNA processing. Gene Ontology annotation, cellular component: nucleus. Bases 227 to 2029 code for a protein of 600 amino acids.
CGCGGGCGGCGCAGGCGCGCAGGAGGCGCCGGGGCUGCGGCGCGGCCUGGGCGAAUUUGCGGCGUUUUGGGAAGAAGUUCGGGCUCUGCUCGAGUGUUCGGCCGGAUCCUGGAAAACACUGAAAUGGCGCCCGUAAAACCAGCGAAAUCCUCUCUUGUUGUGCCCCCCGCGGAUCUGCGCCUGGAGUAACUUUCUGUGCGGGUUUGGGACCUGGAGCGGGGUGAAAAUGCCUGAGAUCAAAGUCACCCCCUUGGGUGCUGGGCAGGACGUGGGCAGGAGCUGCAUCCUGGUGUCCAUCGCAGGCAAGAACGUGAUGCUGGACUGUGGCAUGCACAUGGGCUACAACGACGACAGGCGCUUCCCUGACUUCUCCUACAUCACCCAGAAUGGAAGGCUGACUGAUUUCCUGGACUGUGUCAUCAUCAGCCACUUCCACCUGGACCACUGUGGGGCCCUGCCCUAUUUCAGUGAGAUGGUUGGCUACGAUGGCCCCAUCUACAUGACCCACCCCACCAAGGCCAUCUGCCCCAUCCUGCUGGAGGACUACAGGAAGAUCACCGUGGACAAGAAAGGGGAAACCAACUUCUUCACCUCGCAGAUGAUCAAGGACUGCAUGAAGAAGGUGGUGGCCGUGCACCUCCACCAGACAGUGCAGGUGGAUGAGGAGCUGGAGAUCAAGGCUUACUACGCUGGCCACGUGCUGGGAGCUGCCAUGUUCCAAAUCAGGGUGGGCUGCGAGUCCGUGGUGUACACUGGUGAUUAUAACAUGACUCCAGACAGACACCUGGGGGCAGCCUGGCUGGACAAGUGCCGGCCCGACCUGCUGAUCAGCGAGUCCACGUACGCCACCACCAUCCGCGACUCCAAGCGCUGCCGCGAGAGAGACUUCCUGAAGAAGGUGCACGAGACCGUGGAGAGGGGAGGCAAGGUGCUGAUCCCGGUGUUCGCCCUGGGCCGGGCACAGGAGCUCUGCAUCCUGCUGGAGACCUUCUGGGAGAGGAUGAACCUGAAGGCUCCCAUUUAUUUCUCCACGGGGCUGACGGAGAAGGCGAACCACUACUACAAACUGUUCAUCACCUGGACCAACCAGAAGAUCCGGAAAACCUUCGUGCAGAGGAACAUGUUCGAGUUCAAGCACAUCAAAGCCUUCGACAGAGCCUUCGCCGACAACCCCGGGCCCAUGGUGGUGUUUGCGACCCCGGGGAUGCUCCACGCGGGGCAGUCCCUGCAGAUCUUCAGGAAAUGGGCAGGGAAUGAGAAGAACAUGGUGAUCAUGCCUGGCUACUGUGUCCAGGGCACCGUGGGCCACAAGAUCCUCAGCGGGCAGAGGAAGCUGGAGAUGGAAGGAAGACAGAUUCUGGAGGUGAAGAUGCAGGUGGAGUACAUGUCCUUCAGCGCCCACGCCGACGCCAAGGGCAUCAUGCAGCUGAUCCGGCAGGCCGAGCCCCGCAACGUGCUGCUGGUGCACGGCGAGGCCAAGAAAAUGGAAUUCCUGCGGCAGAAGAUCGAGCAGGAGUUCCAUGUCAGCUGCUUCAUGCCGGCCAACGGAGAGACCAGCACCAUCGUGACCAACCCCUGCAUCCCCGUGGACAUCUCCCUGGGGCUGCUCAAGAGGGAGGCAGCCACAGGCGCUGCCCCUGAUGCCAAGAAGCCCCGGCUGAUGCACGGCACGCUGCUCAUGAAGGACAACAGUUUCAGGCUGGUUUCCCCCGAGCAGGCCCUGAAGGAGCUGGGGCUGGCCGAGCAUCAGCUGCGCUUCACCUGCCGCGUGCACAUCCAGGACCCGCGCAAGGAGCACGAGACCGUGCUCAGGGUCUACAACCACCUCAAGGGGGUCCUGAAGGAUUACUCCGUGCAGCACCUCCCUGACGGCUCCAUCACGGUGGAGUCCAUCCUGAUCCAGGCCACGGCUCACUCCGAGGACCAGGGCACCAAGGUCCUGCUGGUCUCCUGGACGUACCAGGAUGAAGAGCUCGGCAGUUUCCUCACGUCCCUGCUGAAGAAGGGGCUGCCCCAGAGCCCCCCCUGAGCCCGGCCCUCCCCAGGCAGAGGGAUUGGAUUGGAUUUAUUCUGGCAUGGCUUCUUCUGCUGGAAAAACCUGCUUUGACACAGAUCUGAGGAGCAAGUUUGGAGUUUUUAAAAUUAAUAAAAUCUGAAAAAAGCUGAAAAAAAAA